This is a messenger RNA of Stegastes partitus (bicolor damselfish), 1050 nucleotides long. It is a transcript of the gene daw1, whose product is annotated as dynein assembly factor with WDR repeat domains 1. Gene Ontology annotation, molecular function: protein binding. The record is from RefSeq and is a predicted model, not a curated record. NCBI's taxonomy places the organism in Eukaryota, Metazoa, Chordata, Actinopteri, Pomacentridae. The transcript is spliced from 11 exons. The annotation marks the transcript as partial.
AUGAAACUCAAGCGCUUUCUUCUCAGAUAUUAUCCUCCAGGUAUCAUCUUGGAAUACGAGAAAGGAGGAUAUUUGAGGACCAAAUCCAUCGACCUUCUGGAUUUGACUCCGGAGACAAAUCCAGAUGAGUUGGUGGCACAAAUCAGGCAAUCGGAGCCUCUGGUCACAGAAUCCCGGGCUGAACAGGUCAAACAACUGGUCCUUCGACUUCAGCAGAAACAGGGCCAACAGAACCACCACAGGUUCUGUUUCUGCAAGGAGCUUAAAGCACACAUACUGCCACUGACAAAUGUUGCAUUUGACAAAUCUGGGUCAAGGUUUAUAACUGGGAGUUAUGACAGAACAUGCAGAGUUUGGGACACAGCCUCAGGCACUGAGCUGCACAUGCUAGAGGGCCACAGAAAUGUGGUUUAUGCAAUUGCAUUCAACAACCCCUAUGGAGACAAGAUUGCCACGGGCUCUUUUGAUAAGACCUGCAAACUGUGGUGUGCUGAGACUGGCAAAUGUUUUCAUACUUUCCGGGGACACAUGGCAGAAAUAGUGUGCCUGGCGUUCAACCCUCAGAGUACGCUGGUGGCCACAGGCAGCAUGGACACCACUGCCAAGCUGUGGGAUGUGGAGAAUGGGGAGGAGGUGGCCACUCUGGCUGGUCACACUGCAGAGGUCCUGUCCCUGUGCUUUAACACAGUGGGCAAUCAGCUUGUCACUGGCUCUUUCGACCACACAGUUGCUGUAUGGGAUGUUGCUUCAGGAAGACGUGUUCACACUCUGAUUGGUCACACAGGAGAAAUAAGCAAUGUUCAAUUUAACUGGGAUUGCUCCCUCAUUGUCACAGGUUCCAUGGACAAAACUUGCAAGUUGUGGGAGGCUGGCAAUGGGAAGUGUGUGGCCACCCUAGUUGGACACAAAGAAGAGGUGUUGGAUGUCUGUUUUGAUUUAAGUGGUCAGCUCAUUGCUGCUGCCUCUGCUGACGGUACAGCGCGUGUGUUCAGUACAACCACACAUCAGUGUCUCGUGACCUUAGAGGGACACGACGGAGAGAUCUCCAAG